Molecule: messenger RNA, 724 nt
Organism: Coccomyxa subellipsoidea C-169
Lineage: Eukaryota; Viridiplantae; Chlorophyta; Trebouxiophyceae; Coccomyxaceae
Exons: 7
Coding region: 27-599 (190 amino acids)
Biological process (GO): RNA processing
Cellular component (GO): nuclear exosome (RNase complex); cytoplasm
Molecular function (GO): RNA binding
Source: RefSeq, a predicted model, not a curated record
AUUUAUCCUGAUCCAUACAAUCAUUGAUGGGAGAUUUAGUCGUGUGCCCAGGGGAGAGGCUCUUCAAGGCGGCCGAGUACGUGGCUAGUUCUGGUACUUACGUCAAGGGAGAUCACAUCUGCGCCUCUUUAGUGGGAAUCCCUCAAUCCUUUGCAGGCAGCUCCAGUGCAGAAGACAAGAGACCGGUGGUUGAAGUUCUCCGCAGCGGCUCAAGAGCAAAGGUUCCUGAAACUGGCAACAUCGUCAUAGCGAAGGUCAACAAAGUCAAUCCAAGAUUAGCUUCGGCCAGCCUUCUGUGCGUGAACACUCAGCCCCUCACCGACAGCUUUUCUGGGAUCAUACGGCAGCAGGAUGUCCGUGCUACAGAAAUCGACAAGGUUGAGAUGUACUCCUGCUUCCGGCCUGGGGAUCUGGUGAGAGCAGAGGUCAUCUCGCUGGGCGACUCACGGUCCUACUAUCUUUCAACAGCCAAGAACGACCUCGGAGUGGUGUAUGCAAAGAGCCUCAAUGGUGCACCCAUGAUCCCCCUCAGCUGGCAAGAGAUGCAAUGCCCAGUGACAAAGGUGGUGGAGAAACGAAAGGUGGCCAAGGUCAACUGAACAAAAGUGAGCACAGAACAAUAAGACAAUGCCAGGGACAGUCUUGGUCACAGUAGGCAGCACAAAGUUUGAUGAGCUCAUCACAGCAGUGGACAACAGACAGUUUGCAGAUGAGCUGGUUGCGC